Molecule: messenger RNA, 555 nt
Organism: Dromiciops gliroides (monito del monte)
Lineage: Eukaryota; Metazoa; Chordata; Mammalia; Microbiotheria; Microbiotheriidae
Product: 40S ribosomal protein S5-like
Biological process (GO): translation; ribosomal small subunit assembly
Cellular component (GO): ribosome; cytosolic small ribosomal subunit
Molecular function (GO): structural constituent of ribosome; rRNA binding; mRNA binding
Source: RefSeq, a predicted model, not a curated record
AUGACCGAGUGGGAGACAGCAGCGCCGGCCGCCAAAACCCCGGACAUCAAGCUCUUCGGCAAAUGGUGCACGGACGUGCAGAUUAAUGACAUCUCCCUGCAGAACUACAUCGCCAUCAAGGAGAAGUACGCCAAGUACCUGCCGCACAGCACGGGCCACUACGCCGCCAAGCGCUUCCGCAAGGCGCAGUGCCCCAUCCUGGAGUGCCUCACCAACUCCACGAUGAUGCAGGUCCGCAACAACGGCAAGCAUGCCUUCGAGAUCAUCCACCUGCUCACCGGAGAGAACCCACUGCAGUUUCUCGUGAAUGCCAUCAUCAAUAGUGGUCUUCGUGAGGAUUCCACCAGGAUCGAGCUGGCAGGGACCGUGAGGCGCCAGGCAGUGGAGGUGUUCCCCCUGCGUCGGGUCAACCAGGCCAUCUGGCUCCUGUGCACCGGUGCCCGAGAGCCCCCCCUCCGCAACAUCAAGACCAUCGCUGAGUGUCUGACUGAUGAGCUCAUCAAUGCUGCCAUCAAGAAGGAGGAGCUGGAUCGAGUGGCCAAGUCCGACCGCUGA